Messenger RNA from Brachypodium distachyon (stiff brome), 1517 nucleotides. RefSeq names its product protein STRICTOSIDINE SYNTHASE-LIKE 10. Gene Ontology annotation, biological process: biosynthetic process. The coding region runs from base 225 to 1331 and encodes 368 amino acids. The transcript is spliced from 3 exons. Gene Ontology annotation, molecular function: strictosidine synthase activity. The record is from RefSeq and is a predicted model, not a curated record. Lineage: Eukaryota; Viridiplantae; Streptophyta; Magnoliopsida; Poales; Poaceae.
ACAACUCCAGGACUCCCAACAUCGAGGUCUCCUAGCUAGCUCCUCGGGUCCUUCGCCCCGGCCGUCUCACCCAAGUCUCCAGCGUGGGCACGCGCGCCGCGCCAGGCACAUAUAUAGCCCACAGACGUCGUCAGCCGCGCAAUUUCCUCCUCCUCUGCUAGCUUUUCUGUUCCAUCCAUCGCCUACGCGUGUGGGUUUUAUAGCUUUGCUUCCGGUCGCUCGUCAUGAAGCCCGGCACGUUCACGGCGCUCGCCAUGGCGUUGGCGGCGGCGGCGACGCUCCUGUCGUCUUCGCCAUCGAAGGAGAUCCUGACGUCCAUCAAGGUCGACGACGACGUGGAGCUGAUCCCGGUGGACGGCGGCGCCGCGGGGCCGGAGAGCCUGGCGUUCGACUUGCACGGCCAGGGGCCCUACGCCGGCGUCUCAGACGGCCGGGUCAUCCGGUGGAUCCCGGCCGAGCGCCGCUGGGUCGAGCACUCCUCCUCCACACCUGAACUAUUGGACAGUUGCAGAGGAUCGCAAGACACGAAGCGGGAGCACGAGUGUGGGCGCCCACUGGGCCUCAGGUUCAACAACAAGACCGGGGACCUCUACGUCGCGGACGCCUACCAUGGGCUGAGGGUGGUUAGCCCAGGGGACAAGGUGUCCAGGCCUAUCGAGCCCAGGUCAGCUGAUGACCCAUUCAGCUUCGCCAACGGCGUCGAGAUCGACCAUGAAACUGGCGCCGUCUACUUCACCAAGACCAGCACGAGGUUCCACAGGAGGGAGUUCUUGAACAUUGUCAUCUCCGGCGACACCACGGGCAGAUUGCUCAAAUGCGACCCCAAGAGCGGCCAAGUCCAAGUCCUGGCCGACGGCCUGGCAUUCCCCAACGGCCUAGCCAUGAGCGAGGACGGAUCCUACCUCCUCCUGGCCGAGACCUCAACGGGCAAGAUCAUGCGUUACUGGCUCAAGACAUCGACCCUGGAGGAAUUCGCGCAGCUGCCGGGGUUCCCGGACAACAUCAAGGCGAGCCCGAGAGGCGGCUACUGGGUCGCGCUCCACGCCAAGCGAGGCAAGAUCGCGGAGCUGUCGACCACUUACCCCUGGCUGAGGAGGCUGGUCAUGAAGCUCCCCGCGAGGCGCGUGCAAGGCGUCAUGGCGUUGUUGGGAAGGUUUGGGCGUCAGGUGAUCGCGCUGAGGCUGAGCGAGGAAGGGAAGGUGGUGGAGGAGGUGACCGUCCAUGGCGCGGCGAGGAAGGCGUUCGCGUCCAUCAGCGAGGUGGAGGAGAGGGAUGGUUGCUUGUGGAUUGGGUCCGUUCUUUCGCCUUUCCUUGGGUUCUACCGUUUAUAGACUUAGAAAUAUGGAGCGUGUACAUUAGAAAAUGCAUUAUGUGUAUAUAAUUCAUAUACGGGGAGUUAAACAUUACUAGGAUUUAGGAAUCAUUGUCGCAUGCAUAGGCAAAGAAACUAGCCUAUCAUUCAGGCAUCUCCGCAAAGGUUUAGUUUAUCAAUGAUGAUAAUGACCCUUGAACUAAUA